AUGAAGGACGUCAAAACGUCCUGGAACACCUGCAAACUUCUUGGAGGAAGAACCACAAUCUUUAUUCGUGGCCUGACCCUUUUUAAAUUUGACACAUCGUCCAGCACAGCCCCUUCCCCCAAUCAUACACUUCGUACCAGUCGGAAGCAGUCAGUUAAACGAAUCACCGUUCCCCGAACAAGCGUGCCCACUACCAGCACCACUCACACGCACUCGCCCUAUUUUUUUACACACCCUGGCCAUGAGCGCGCCCCCAACGAGUCCCACCGACCCCCACUAGAGGCAAUGCGCGCAAGCCCCAGCGUCGGCGCCACAGAAGAGGUCCCGGCACAGAAGAGCAGACCACGAGGUACUUGCCACGGCCCCAGCGAGGAGUCGGCUGAAGCGCAAGGUUUCAUCGACAGCAUUCAAGGCAUGGCGUGCAGCCACCGUGACACCGGCUACCGCAGCCUGGGGGUCGACGAGGACGAGGAAGAACUGAAUAAUGCGGAGCCUACCUUGACCUUGGAGACUGUAACCGGAGGAGAGAAGGAGGUUCUGUCCGAACCUGAGUCUGGAGAAGCAGCAGCAGCAGCAGCAGCAGACUACUUUGAUGCGGUCGGUUCCAACCUCUUGGACGAAAACUGCGAGGACGGCGACGGCGGUCUUGAGCCCCCGCAGCAGCAGGAGGAGCUGCCCCCCCUGGCUGCUGAGGGGCCACAGAUCGUACCGAGAAAUCGGCGCCGCUGCCGUACGACGUUCACCAAAUUGCAACUGCGGGAGCUGGAGCACGCUUUCCAGCGCACUCAUUACCCCGACGUGUUCGCGCGAGAGGAGAUUGCAGGACGCUUAAAUUUGCCUGAAACCAGAGUGCAGGUUUGGUUUCAGAACAGAAGGGCCAAGUGGAGAAGACAACAGAGGGCACUGAUGUUCAGAAAUCUGCGCCCCAUUGCCGUGGGCCCCUUUAUGGGGAUAAUCUUUGAUGGGCCCUAUCAGGCAGUCCCUGUUAUGGAGCCUGCAUGGAGAUGUGUUCCUGCAGUGCCACAGCCAGUCAUUCCACUUGCACCACCUGUGCUACCCAGGCCACCACCUCUGCCACUUGGGCCACCACAUCUGCCACCCAUGCCACCCGGCAUGCUUUUGCCACCCCCACCACCUGUGCCUCCAUUUGCUGUGGCCCCUGUAGGUAUGGCAUGGGGCCCUGUCAUCAACGGUCAUUUCGCAGGUCCCAUUUUCUGA
Messenger RNA from Kogia breviceps (pygmy sperm whale), 1218 nucleotides. It is a transcript of the gene ESX1, whose product is annotated as ESX homeobox 1. Bases 1 to 1218 code for a protein of 405 amino acids. The transcript is spliced from 6 exons. Lineage: Eukaryota; Metazoa; Chordata; Mammalia; Artiodactyla; Physeteridae. The record is from RefSeq and is a predicted model, not a curated record. Gene Ontology annotation, molecular function: RNA polymerase II transcription regulatory region sequence-specific DNA binding; DNA-binding transcription factor activity, RNA polymerase II-specific. Gene Ontology annotation, biological process: regulation of transcription by RNA polymerase II.